AAUGCCGUGGUACCGGAAGCGUUUCGGAAGUCUGCACUGUGUAUGCGGAACUGAUGAAGACAGUAAAUAAAACCCCACUGGCAGCUUGAACUUCAUCUCAACGCACAAUUGAACAGCAACGAAGAUGACAAACGUCUACUCUUUCGAUGGCAUUCUUGUGUUUGGGCUUCUGUUCAUUUGCACGUGUGCAUACCUGAAGAAGGUUCCUCGUCUCAACAGCUGGCUCCUGUCGGAGAAGAAAGGUGUGUGGGGAGUCUUUUAUAAAGCUGCGGUGAUCGGCACACGGCUGCACGUCGUUGUGGCGGCGUCCUGUUUGUGUAUGGCUUUUUACCUCAUAUUUCUCAAAUGACUUGGAUGAAUCAGUACUGGACUGUGAGAUGCUGAUGGACAUGCGGUGCGGUCAGGAGUCGCCAGCAGAUGGGGACGAUGCACAGAAUCCCUCCUCCAGCUGCGGUUUAGCCCUCUUUCAAGAUCUGCUUUCCACUUUUGUAAAUGUGUAACUUAAAAAUAGAGUCUGAAGGGGAAUUGGGUCUCAGAUCAGGGUCAUUUCUGCUGGAUGUGGAGCAUCUGCUUAUGGACUUCACACAUGGUUUGUGGUGUCGUUCUCUCAAACAUGCACAUUUAUGAUUGAGCUUAUGGGAUAAUGAAGGCAGAAUCAAAGUUAAUUUGUACAGAAUAACAUUUUAUAGCAGUGUCUUUUCAUUAGUUAGUUUUUAUCAUAAAUAGCUUACAUCACUGGUGUCAAACUCAGUUCCUGGAGGGCCGCAGCUAUCACAGUUUAGUGAUAAACACACAUAAUCAAACCAAUUGAGUCCUUCAGGAUUGUUUGAAAUGUACAGGUGAGUGUGUUGGAGCAUGGUUGGACACUAAACUGUGCAGGGCAGCAGUUUGACACCCCUGGCUUACGUUAUCACUUAAAGCAGGGAUGUCAAACUCAAUUCCUAGAGGGCCGCAGCUCUGCACAGUUUAGUGCCAACCCUAAUUAAACACACCUGAUCAAACUAAUUUAAUCCUUCAGGCUUGUUUGAAACCUGCAGGUAAGUGUGUUGGAGCAGGGUUGGACUAAACUGUGCAGGGCUGCGGCCCUCUAGGAAUUGAGUUUGACAUCCCUGACUUAAAGGGGCAGUUCACACACAAAUUAAAAUGGUCAUCAUUUACUCAUGCUUCUAAAUCUGCUUGAUUUCGUUUUUCUGUUGAACACAAUAGAAGAUAAUUUGAAGAAUGUUACAAAUUGGUAGCCGUUAACAUCCAUGGUAUCUCUUUAUCCUACUAUUAAUGCCAAUGACUUCCAGUCUUCUUAAAUAUAUACCUUUUUAUUGGUUCAACAACACAAGAUAAACGUUGUAAAGGUUUGAAAUCACUCAAGAGUGAGUAAAUGUCAAUGUUUGUGUGAACUAUCCCUUUAAAUUACCCCAGAUGUUUAUAAGGAAACAUGAUAUAGUUUCAUGCAGAGUGAAAAGGAAACCUAAAUGUGAUUUUUAGUUUAGGAUAUAGCUCAAAACUACACAUGUAUGAACUUAUUUUCUUGAUGAGACAUAUUCAGUAGUAUAUUUGAAAGUAAAUCAUCCUGGCACACACCAUGUAGUUGCAUAGCAUGUCUAUUCAUAUCAGUUUGAUCAAUACACAGCAAAGUUUAUUAACAAAAAUCACUUUUUCUUUUAAAAAAACAUGCGUCUUACAGUAAAUAUAGAUGAUAAUGGUUCAUUCCUGAGGUUAUGGCUCCGGAAUAUCAAGAGGAUGGUAUGAUAUUAAUUUAAAAAUCAUACUUGCAAUAGAGAAACACACUACAGAUUGAAUCCUACACAUUUAUAUGACUUUUUUCUGAUUGUAAACACUCUGAUGAUUCUGUAUGUUUCAGCACCAUGAUGCUCAGUGUGUCAACACUUUACACCGCACAAAAAUACACAAGCCAAGAUGUUCUGUAGUAUUUAUGCCUUUAGUUGUGUGUGUUACAGCAGCCUAUCGUCGUUUCCUUACGUAUUUAAACUUGGUUCAGCUUGUAAAUAUCUGCAGUCGUGCUCUGAAACUGCUAGCAAGUGAUAGUUAUUGGGUGUUUCAUAUUUGUAGACAUGUGGACUCUAAUAAAUAUUUGAUAUCAAACCCUAUGCAACGAAAUACUAAA
This is a messenger RNA of Danio rerio (zebrafish), 2122 nucleotides long. It is a transcript of the gene tmem167b, whose product is annotated as transmembrane protein 167B. Gene Ontology annotation, cellular component: Golgi membrane. The record is from RefSeq and is marked validated. NCBI's taxonomy places the organism in Eukaryota, Metazoa, Chordata, Actinopteri, Cypriniformes, Danionidae.